AUGUUCGGUCGCUACACCCUUGAUCAGUUCUCCUUCAUGGCCGAUGCCACCAACAAGGACACCGGUAAGAAACUCACCUUCACCGUCAACGGGGACAUGACGAGCUUCACCGUUCGCUUCCAAGAUCAUGAAGAAGAGGAAGCAGUGGAGGCCACCCAAGUUCUUCCAUCCAUUGCUGUUGCCGAGCCUCUCCCUUCCACGGUCGCUUCCGCGACGCCUGCUGUGGACUUGUCAUCGUCGGAGAUUUCGGAAGAAGAAGAUGAUGAGUUUGACAAAGAUGAUUUUGAUGAGCUUGGCAUGGAACAGGAAGUGGACUUUCUUACCAACGGCUUGGACACCAGCGUCAACAUCCUGGAUACCACUGACUCGAGUUCUGAUUAUGAUGAAGUGGGUGGCUUUUCCCAAGAGCAAUUCUUCACUCCCAUCAAGAAGGCUGCCCAGAAGAAGCCCAUCAAGAAAAAGACCAUUGCCCUCAAGCCCGCUGCCGUCGACAAGAAUCCCGCUCUCCGCAAGCAGCCCUCCCGUCGCAGUAAGAAAUAG
Molecule: messenger RNA, 540 nt
Organism: Seminavis robusta
Lineage: Eukaryota; Bacillariophyta; Bacillariophyceae; Naviculales; Naviculaceae
Source: the annotation of a GenBank genome assembly